This is a messenger RNA of Condylura cristata (star-nosed mole), 1285 nucleotides long. It is a transcript of the gene IREB2, whose product is annotated as iron-responsive element binding protein 2. Gene Ontology annotation, biological process: tricarboxylic acid cycle; citrate metabolic process. NCBI's taxonomy places the organism in Eukaryota, Metazoa, Chordata, Mammalia, Eulipotyphla, Talpidae. The transcript is spliced from 7 exons. Gene Ontology annotation, cellular component: cytosol; mitochondrion. Bases 1 to 1263 code for a protein of 420 amino acids. Gene Ontology annotation, molecular function: aconitate hydratase activity; iron-responsive element binding; 4 iron, 4 sulfur cluster binding. The record is from RefSeq and is a predicted model, not a curated record.
AUGGGGGGAGCCAGGCCAGUGACGCGGGCCAGGUGGGACGCGCCGCGCCGGGCCGCCGGCUGGGCUGACGCCUUUGCCUCCAGAGGGAUUCCGGCCUUGGUGGAUCUCGCCGCCAUGCGGGAGGCGGUGAAGACUCUCGGCGGGGACCCCGGGAACGUCCACCCCGCCUGCCCGGCAGACCUCACUGUUGACCACUCUCUGCAGAUUGACUUCAGCAAAUGGUACUUUGCGCGGAAGCGGAAGCUGGCGCGCUGGGACGCAGGGCGGGGGCCCAGGCAGCCCCCCACCCCGUUCCGCCUGAGGGGCCGCGAGGCUCGGGGCGGGCCGAGCCCUCGGGUGGGCGCGUCGGGAGGGUGGGGCCGGGCUGAACGGCCGAUCUUCCCGCCUAAUGCUGACUUUUCUCUCAGACCUGAAACGGUGUUAAGAAAUCAGGAGAUCGAAUUUGGCCGGAAUCGGGAACGGCUUCAGUUUUUCAAGUGGAGCUCCCGGGCCUUCAAGGGUGUGGCCGUCGUCCCUCCCGGCGCCGGGAUGGCGCACCAGGUGAACCUGGAGUUUCUGUCCAGAGUGGUCUUCGAAGAAAAGGACCUCCUCUUCCCGGACAGCGUCCUGGGCACCGACUCCCACAUCACCAUGGCCAACGGCCUGGGGAUUCUGGGCUGGGGGGUCGGAGGCAUCGAGACCGAAGCCGUCAUGCUGGGCCUGCCGGUGUCCCUCACGCUGCCGGAGGUGGUGGGCUGUGAGCUCACGGGGCUGCCCAGCCCCUUCGUCACGUCCAUAGACGUCGUGCUCGGCAUCACCAAGCACCUCAGGCAGGCCGGCGUGGCCGGGAAGUUCGUCGAGUUCUUCGGCAGUGGCGUUUCGCAGCUGUCCGUGGUGGACCGGACGACGAUCGCCAACAUGUGUCCAGAAUACGGUGCUACCCUCAGCUUCUUCCCCGUGGACGACGUGACCCUCAGGCACCUCGAGCACACAGGCGUGGACAGGGCCAGACUCCGCUCCAUGGAGACCUACCUCAGGGCCGUGAAGCUGUUCCGCACGGGCCAGCGCGACUCGGCGGAGCCCGAGUACUCGGAGGUGCGUGGGCACGCGAAGUCGCUGGCGUCGCACUGUCCCGUCCGGGCGUCCGGGGCCUCGUGGGCGCGGUCUGCGGCCGGCCGGGGUCUUUCAGCUGCCGGGAGCCCACAUUCUCCCGGCAGCUCGUUUCCCGGGAAUUCUGUUUCGGGGCGCUUACUUGCGCACUGGCCACAGGUGCAGGGGUGGUGAGAGGCCCCAGAGACAGUGGGGA